AUGGACGGGACGGACUCUUCAGCUGCCGCUGCCACUGCCGCGCUGGCGCGUUGGCUGGCUACCUAUGGCUACCUACCUAGCAGUACCUUAGGUAGGUGCGUCGACGACAUCAUCAUCACCGGCAUCGUUACCGGCAUCGACAACGACGACGACGACGACGACGACGACACCACCGCCAUUAUGUACCUAGCUAUUCUAGACACAAACCCUACUCCAAUCCCAACCAUAACCCCUACCAUAACCGAGUUCGGAUCCAGCCCCUCCAUACCCAACUCCCGCCCCGCCCCGAUCCGUCCGGAUAUCCCAUCUGUUCCAGAAUCCCUGUACAACCCAAAUGAGCAACUACCGACGACGGCAAAUUCUUCACGCUCACGCAUCGCGUCGUGUCGUGCGACCUAG
This is a messenger RNA of Aplosporella prunicola CBS 121167, 399 nucleotides long. RefSeq lists its product as uncharacterized. The transcript is spliced from 3 exons. Lineage: Eukaryota; Fungi; Ascomycota; Dothideomycetes; Botryosphaeriales; Aplosporellaceae. Bases 1 to 399 code for a protein of 132 amino acids. The record is from RefSeq and is a predicted model, not a curated record.